Paramecium sonneborni is the source of this 324-nucleotide messenger RNA. NCBI's taxonomy places the organism in Eukaryota, Ciliophora, Oligohymenophorea, Peniculida, Parameciidae. The record is from the annotation of a GenBank genome assembly.
AUGAUAUGGAGCCUUAAUUAAAUGCUUAGGAUAAAAACAGACCAUCAACUAUAUUUUGGCGAUGAAGCCAUUAAAGAAACUAAAUAACAAUAUCCAAACACUUUAUUCUUGGCAGAAGUUUAUUGGAGCAAGAUAUUGGAUUAAUAAGCUGCUUUAGAUAUAGGUAAAGUUAGACCUUAUUAUCAAAUUUAAAUGUAUAAGGUUUAAUCAUAUGAAAUUAAUUUGCAUCUCAUUCGAAUCAUGAUGAACCAAUAGCUAUUAUAAAUUUACUGGUAAAGACACUAUAUCUUUUAUCGGUGCUUUAAUGAGUUAUUCUAUUCCUGA